Auanema sp. JU1783 is the source of this 1380-nucleotide messenger RNA. NCBI's taxonomy places the organism in Eukaryota, Metazoa, Nematoda, Chromadorea, Rhabditida, Rhabditidae. The record is from the annotation of a GenBank genome assembly.
AUGAGAUUCAUUCUCUGUAUACUGGUAUUAUGCUCGGAAUUGUCUUUUGGAGAUACUUUCAAAACAAUUUUGCAUUUGGCUGACUUCCAUAUGGAUGUCGAUUAUUCCGUUAAUGGGGAGAAAUCUCAGAUGUGUCAUAAUGUCGGAAAUCAGUCUAAAACGAAUAAGCUAGGAUCGUAUGGAGAUUAUAUGUGUGAUUCUCCAGAAGCUCUUGUUGCGUAUACUCUGAAACAAGCUCGGUCUUAUGUGCAGAGCCCGGACUUAGUACUGUGGACAGGUGACAAUGUGCCUCAUAUCCAAGGAUAUUCAUGGGAUUAUGUUUAUAGAUGUAUUGAUAAAACAACCUCGCUAAUCAAGAAUGAGUUUUAUGGUAUUAACAUAAUACCGACUUUUGGUAACCAUGACUAUGCCCCUGCGAAUGCAUAUGACACUUACAGCGACUUAUAUUCGAGAACUUUUAACUUAUGGCAGAAUUACAUCCCAGCUGAUCAGAAAGAAAACUUUCUGAGAGGUGGCUAUUACAGAAGACAUAUUGAAGGCGCAGUUUUUCUUGUAUUGAACACCAAUCUUUAUUACAACGUCAAUGAGGCUUACGCCAACUUUACCAAUCCAGAUGAUCCAGCGGAAAUGUUCGCUUUUAUGGAGUCAGAGUUAGAAAGAGCUACAAAGUGCCCUAAUCAAAUUAACGGUGGUACUUGCUACAGUAUUGUUCAUAUCGUUGCACACAUACCUCCCGGCGCGUUUGAAAGAACUCCAUAUUACAAUUGGUUUCGACCUCAGUACAACGAGAGGUUUUUGAAUAUUACCGUUAAAUAUGCAAGUACCAUCAAGUGGAUGCUUUAUGGUCACCAUCAUACUGAUACAUUCCAUAUCAUUAGGGAUGAAUCCAAUAAGCCUGUUCAAAUGUCUUUAAUGGCUCCAGCAGUUACACCAUGGUUCUCUGAUCUACGUGGAGCUGGAGCGAAUAACCCGGCUUUCAGAAUAUAUAGAGCUUCUGAUGACUAUACAAAAAUAUUGGAUAUAGAAACGUAUUACGUUAAUUUGACUCAACUUAACAAUGAUCAGAAUGGAUUGGUCAACUUUGAGUUUGAAUACUCCUUCAAAGCUGCAUAUGGGUUAUCCAGUGAGAUAAAUGCAACUACUAUGGAUGAAGUCGUUCAAAAAAUGAAAACAGACAGUGAAACACUGCAGACAUAUUUGAAGUAUAACUCAGUCCAGUGGAAUGUUACAACCCCAACCGGAGAUCUUCUAAAUGCUCAGUUAUGUGCGCUAGAGUUUUCGGAUUAUCCAAGGUAUGAACAGUGUAUGCGGAAAGGAAAAUCUAAUAAUUUCGUUCCUCAAAUUUUCAUUUUCAUUAUUUUUCUAUUCUAUUUGUUAUGA